Saimiri boliviensis boliviensis (Bolivian squirrel monkey) is the source of this 1904-nucleotide messenger RNA. The record is from RefSeq and is a predicted model, not a curated record. NCBI's taxonomy places the organism in Eukaryota, Metazoa, Chordata, Mammalia, Primates, Cebidae.
UUGUGACGCCUGCCAGUAGGCUGGGUCCCCCAGGCGGCUGGCAUUUAGGCACGGUCUCCACAGGCAUGGCCGAGACUCAGGAGCUGCUGCUGCAGCUGCAGAAGGAUAACCGAGAUGGUCGCCUGCGGAAGCAGGAGCUAGAGAAGCUGAUGCGCGGGCUCGAGGCCGAGAGCGAGAGCCUCAACCAGCGCCUGCAGGACCUAAGCGAGUGCGAGCGCAGCCUGCUGCGCAGGCGAAUCCAGACAGCGCAGGCUCUGCCAGGGGAGGCGCGAGAGGCUGCGCGGGAGCGCGCGGAGCGGGUGCGCAGAAGGCUGAAGGAGGCGCAGCGCCACAAGGAGGACUUGGUAAGGAAGAACCCAGGAAUGGGGCCGGAACCAUGGUGGGAUGCGGCAGGGCCAGCGGGACGGGGGUGAUGGGGGUGGGGUGGGGUGGGGUGGGUUGGGACCGGCGGAGAGGCCAGCACCACCCCAGGAUCCUGUCCGCAGGAGCAGCGCAAUCGGCAGCUGCAGGAGCAGUGGGAGGAGCUGUCGAGUCAGCUCUUCUACUACGGAGGGGAACAGCAGAGCCAGAAGCACACGGAGCAGCAAAUCGCAGCCCAAUUGGUGACUCUGCAGAAUCAACUGGGGCUGGCGGAGACCAAGUACGCCUUGCAGGAGGAGAAGCUGCAGCAGGGCGCGCUGCAGAGAGCGGAGGCCUGGGCCAUAUUCCAGGAGCAGACCAUAGUCCUUCAGGUCGGACGCCACGGUGCCUUCCGCCUCUUCUCCCCAAGACCUGUGGCGGCAGGUCUCUCAACCCGCCGCCAGGACGCCUCCCCCAGGCCUCAGUCCGCACUCUCACCCGCUCCAGGAGGUGCAGGUGUGGCGGGCAGCUUUGCGGAGUGCAGUAUAGCACCAAGUCGCUCAUGGAGGAGGUGGCCCGGGCGGACCGAGUGAGCGCCUGCGCUGGUCCGGGCGGGGCGGGCUGGAGCAGGACAACCCUCUCCCUCUUUGGGACCGCCUUCCCCGCCCUCUGGAAACCUGCCCCCCCACCCCGCCUCCCCGCAGGAGAUGCGGCUGUUCGGCGGCCCGCGCGCGCAGGCCAUCAGGCGGUGUGUACUGGGCGCGCUGCAGGUGCUCCUGACGCUGCCGCUUUUCUUCCUGGGGCUGUCGCUGCUCUGCAAGGUGCUGUUGGACGCCGGCGCCGUCUCCGCGUGGCUCCGAAGCCUCACUUCGGAGACCACACUACGCCGCCUGCGCUACACGCUGUCCCCGCUGCUGGAGCUGCGCGCGAACGGACUGCUGCCCACCUAAGCGCAGCGCCCCAGCCGCCCGCGUCUGUCUCCGGGUGGACUCUGGGGCACCUGGCUUUAUUUCUAGUACACCCCUCUCCUGAGAGUGUAGACCAAGGUGGCCUGAUAAACUCCUCAAAGGGAUGAGGCUCGUGGAUUUGUCUUCUUCCAUGUCAUGCAGGAUCUUGACGGUCUUUUUUUAGCCUCCAAAGAUUCCUUUCUUACAGCUCAUGGAUUUAAGUUUCCUCCUCCCCAGUACUGUAAACAGCAUUUUUUAGUUUUUCAAGAUACAUUAAUUUGCCAUAUUGCCAGAAACUUGCACAUGGCAUUUGACCAACAUGGAGAAACCCUGUCUCUAUUAAAAAUACAAAAUUAGCCAGGUGUGGUGGUGCAGGCCAAACUUUGCCAAUUUGACAAGCUGCCUUUUUCAAGUAUUGUGAUUUGAAAUUAUUUCUACCAUUUUAUAACACGCUGAUCCUGAGUUUUUAGUGAUCUCCUUUCCUUCUGUUUAUUUGGGAAGCCACUCUGUAUUCUGGUAUUCUUACUCCAUGAACUCAGCUGAUCACUGUCAUCUUCCCCAAAACACCACCUUAAAGCAUUUUAUUUAUUUAUUUUUGAGACAGAGUCUCGAUCUGUC